UCUGCGUCUUCGUCAGAUACCACCCUGAUGCUAACGCGCGCUUCCACCCACUCGUCAAUGGCACCCACUUGGAGGAGAAGCUGGACAAGGCAAAGAGCGAGGAUCCUUGGGGACACAGCACGACCUACCCAAUGUUCCAAGAUGUGCACGUCAUGAUCUUCAUCGGCUUUGGCUUCCUCAUGAUGUUCUUGAAGCGGUACGGCUUCAGCUCGGUGGGGAUCAACUUCCUGAUAGCAGCCUUGUGUCUCCAGUGGGCCAUCCUCGUCAACGGCUUCUUCCAUCUCAAAGAAGGACUCAUUCUGGUGGACCUGACCGCCCUUCUGGGAGCUGAUUUCACCGCGGCCGCUGUCCUCAUCAGUUUUGGCGUUCUGCUCGGAAAAACCACUCCCACCCAGCUUAUCAUUCUUGCUCUCAUCGAAGUCCCUGUCUUUGCCAUCAACGAAGUGAUUGGCAGGACCUACUUCGGGGCUAUUGACAUGGGUGAUUCGAUGUUCGUGCACGUCUUCGGGGCCUAUUUCGGGUUGGCUGCGAGUCUGAUGCUCUACCGCCGUGAUGUCUCGACAGAGAAGGAAGGCUCCAGCUACCAGAGCGACAUGUACGCCAUGAUAGGCACCGUGUUUCUGUGGCUGUACUGGCCUUCCUUCAAUGCUGGCGCUGCCCCGGGGGACGACCAGCACCGCGGCAUCAUCAACACCUACAUCUCCCUCAUCGCCUGCUGCGUCACCACUUUCGCCCUCUCCUCUGUGCUCGACAAAAAUAAGAAGUUUGACAUGGUCCACGUCCAGAACAGCACCCUGGCAGGCGGUGUGGCGGUCGGGACAGCAGCUGACUUGAUGAUCCACCCUUGGGGCGCCGCGCUCCUCGGGAUCCUAGCCGCCCUCAUCUCCGUCAGCGGUUACGUUUAUAUCACUCCACUGUUAGCGUCACGGCUGCGCAUCCACGAUACUUGCGGUGUGCACAACCUACACGGCCUGCCUGGUAUUCUAGCGGCCAUUGCGGGGGCUGUGGCUGCCGCCCUCGCCUCUGAAGCUACUUACGGCCCCAGCCUGUACGAGAUCUUCCCGGCACGUAUUCCUGUGGAGGGUUCCCCGGAGCUGGCGCGGCUGCAGGAGGCGUUGCCAGGCCUGGAGGGCGGUUCCGGGUUAACGGGGAGCAGCCAGGCACUCUUCCAGCUGCUCACCCUUGUCGUCACGUUGGUCAUUUCCAUCGCUGGCGGCAUCGUGUCAGGUUUCAUACUGCGCCUCAGCCCUCUCUCGGUGCUCAAGACGGAGGAACUGUACGAGGAUGAGAAGUGGUGGAUCAUGGAGACUGAGGAUGACGAGGGGCACAAGGGUAGCGUCACUAUCCCCAUGGCAGACAACGGGGCACGAUAGAUGGCCACGCGAAGCCUCAGGAAAGCCAAGCCAGCAGGCCAUUGAAAUGACGAAGAGGAUCGUCGUUCGCAGAUUGCCAGUAUACGCACAUACAUAUACUAUUUUGCAUGUAUACAUAUGCCAAAAGACAAGCACAUAGCUAGAAGUACGUAUAUACAUAUUAUGAAGCUCGAAGGAUGGGGGACUCUCUCUCUCUCUCUCUCUCUCUCUCUCUCUCUCUCUCUCUCUCUCUCUCUCUCUCUCUCUCUCUCUCUCUCUCUCUCUCUGUCGGUUUCAUAGGCAAAUAAAUAGUUCAAAAGAAUUACAGAAAGAAAAAAAAAAGAUAGUUAAGAGCCCCUGUCCCUGGAGUUCCCAAUGAGUAUAUGUGGCAGAGUAGCAGCAUAUAACAGGUUGGUGGUCGCGGGUGGCGAUGCUCACUGCUUACCCAUCACAUGGUCAGCUCAGAGGAGAUUAUCAAAACACCUCAUAAUACGUACGUUAUUAGACUGAAGAUUUCUUUUUUGAUGUGUAGAGUUUUAGUGUGUGUGUGUGUGUGUGUGUGUGUGUGUGUGUGUGUGUGUGUGUGUGCCCUUGUUUGCUUGCAAGACUCAGCCAGCCAACCAACUUCCAGUGUAUCUCCCUCCCAUAGAGCGCUGCUACAAGGAACCAGGUUCUGAAACACUUCCAUGCUGCAUCCUGACUACUUUCAAAAGGCUCUAGUUAAAGUUUACACGGGUUUUCGAGCGUGUUUUUACGGUUCUGAUGACAGAGAAACACUCUUGAGAAUCCGGGUAAUAAUGUUUGUGGCCUUUAAAAAUAAUGGUGAGAGAGCAAAGCGUUUCAGAAUACGGACGGGUUUCUGCAGUUCAAUCUAGAUUUUGUGCUGUGAAACUAGGAAUCUUCUGUCAUUUUGUUGAUGAUAAACUUGUCUCGCCUUCUCGAAUACGGAAAGUCUCUCUCUCUCUCUCUCUCUCUCUCUCUCUCUCUCUCUCUCUCUCUCUCUCUCUCUCUCUCUCUCUCUCAG
Messenger RNA from Scylla paramamosain (green mud crab), 2376 nucleotides. It is a transcript of the gene Rh50, whose product is annotated as ammonium transporter Rh type B-like. Gene Ontology annotation, molecular function: ammonium channel activity. The record is from RefSeq and is a predicted model, not a curated record. Gene Ontology annotation, cellular component: plasma membrane. Gene Ontology annotation, biological process: ammonium transmembrane transport; ammonium homeostasis. The transcript is spliced from 10 exons. The coding region runs from base 132 to 1373 and encodes 413 amino acids. NCBI's taxonomy places the organism in Eukaryota, Metazoa, Arthropoda, Malacostraca, Decapoda, Portunidae.